This is a messenger RNA of Candoia aspera, 624 nucleotides long. Its product is annotated as CD82 antigen-like. Gene Ontology annotation, cellular component: plasma membrane. The transcript has 2 exons. NCBI's taxonomy places the organism in Eukaryota, Metazoa, Chordata, Lepidosauria, Squamata, Candoiidae. The coding region runs from base 1 to 624 and encodes 207 amino acids. The record is from RefSeq and is a predicted model, not a curated record.
AUGUUCGGUUUCGGAAUCUGGGUUUUGAUCAGCAAGAGCGCCUUCAUUCCGUUUCUGCAGUUUCUGACACCCUCCUUCAACAAGCUGCUGUACAUUUUCAUUGCAGUGGGGGCUUUCACUAUGAUUCUUGCCUUAAGUGGCAUCCUGGGAGUCUUCUGGGGAAAGCGAUAUAUUUUGUUCCUCUAUAUCCCCCUCCUGUUACUCAUUUUCCUCCUCCACUUAAUUCCUGGCUUGUUCAUCUACCUCCGGCAGCUGAUGAUUGAAGAAAACAUCUCCAAGAGCAUCAUCAGCCUCAUCCAGACCUAUAACCCAACUGACACCACCAAUCAGACCAAAGAGAUUGCUUGGGAUUAUGCCCAGUUCAAACUCUCUUGCUGUGGCUGGACCGGGCUAGAAAACUGGCGAAACAACACUUUCUUCCAAGGCAAGGCAGGAACCUAUCCAUGUUCUUGCAGCAAUCACAUAACCAACUUCCAGACAGCGCUGGGCGUCUGCACGUUGGACACCAUUUCCUAUAAAGCUGCCGUGGAUGACUGGCCUGUGAAAAACCAGGGAUGUGAGACCACCUUUUUUGAGUCCCCUGUGAGACUGCUGCCUCUCAGCCAAAGUUUCACGCUGGUGUGA